AGACGACUUGUAAUGAUACACACACGUGCAAAACAUUACUCUACCAUUUCAUCAUUAAUACUUUCAACGUGAUUUUCUUGGUAUUAAAAUUUAUUUAAAUCUUUUAAAUGAAUCAACUCAAAAAUGCUGUUCUGUCCAACCUGCGGUAAUUUGCUUCUCGUUGAGGAAAGUGCCACCUGUUUGCGAUUUUCAUGCAGCACUUGUCCAUACAUUUCGAAUAUCAAACGUAAAAUUUCUACUCGAAUUUAUCCCAAAUUAAAGGAAGUGGACCAUGUAAUGGGUGGAUCGGCUGCAUGGGAGAAUGUUGAUUCAACCGAUGCUGUAUGUCCAUCGUGUUCGCACCGACGAGCCUAUUUUAUGCAAAUGCAAAUAAGAUCUGCCGAUGAGCCGAUGACUACGUUUUAUAAGUGCUGUAACAACAAAUGUGGCCACAAUUGGCGUGAUUAAGUGAACGAAAGAAUGGACAUAAACUAUGUUAAUAGACAAAGGUUUGAAAUUAGUUAGAAUAUAUUUUGGGCGCAAGAUGAGCGACUUACAAGAACUAUCAGUGAAUCAGAUCAAAUUUAUCGAAUCGUGCGACUCGAAAAUUCAAAUGGACAAUUUAAUUGUGAAGUGUUCGGACAAACAUGCAGUGAAAAUAGCAGCACAAAAGCUACGAGUUGGUGGUGUGAUUGCUAUACCGACCGAUACCGUUUACGGCCUAGCGUGUAAUGCUAAUAAUCGUCAAGCUAUUCGCGAACUGUAUGAAAUUAAAGGUCGUAAUGAAUGCAAACCCGUUGCCAUUUGUGUACCAACAAUAAACGAUUUGCGACACUGGAGCGAAGCAUCACAUUUAGCAAAUGAUUUGCUGGAAAAACUGUUACCCGGCGCCGUCACAAUCGUUUUGAAACGAUCGAAAAACUUAGACAAUCCGUACCUCAACAAUGGCAUCGAAAAAAUCGGCAUUCGAAUUCCGAAAUUUGAGUUUAUACAGAAGGUGUCGGAGAUGUGCGAGUUUCCCAUUGCUCUGACCAGUGCCAAUCGUAGCAGCGAGAAGAGUACUUUACACAUAGAUGAAUUUAGAUUGCUUUGGCCGCAGUUGGGAGCAGUAUUUGACGGAGGACAAUUGGGUGUAACUGAAGAGCAACGAGCUGCGUCAACAGUCAUUGAUCUAAGCCGAUCGGGAUACUACAAAAUCAUUCGUAACGGUGUUGCUGCUAGUCAAACAAUCAAAGCUGUGAAAGAAUUUGGAAUAAUUGAAGAUGAUUCGUAACGACAAAGUUUUAUUUCGUUGAACGAUUGUCCCAAUCCACAUUCGUUGAUUUUAAGUGUUAUUUCGCUGUCUAUUUAUAACCGGGAUGGUGGUGAAUGAAAACACAUUUUUAUAAUUCAGUUAGUACGCGCUUAUAUU
This is a messenger RNA of Bradysia coprophila, 1390 nucleotides long. RefSeq names its product Threonyl-carbamoyl synthesis 1 (gene Tcs1). The record is from RefSeq and is a predicted model, not a curated record. Gene Ontology annotation, molecular function: double-stranded RNA binding; nucleotidyltransferase activity; tRNA binding. NCBI's taxonomy places the organism in Eukaryota, Metazoa, Arthropoda, Insecta, Diptera, Sciaridae. Gene Ontology annotation, cellular component: cytoplasm. Gene Ontology annotation, biological process: regulation of translational fidelity.